GCUGCCCGUCGGCCGGAGGGGCUCUGCGGAGCCGGGGCGGCGGCGGGGCGGAGGCGGAGGCUCUUCCGGGCGGAGGGCGGGUAUAUAAGGGCGGCGGCGCGGCGGCCGGGCCCUCUUUCGCCGCCCCGGCAGCGAGAUGACGAAGAAGAGGAGGAACAACGGUCGGGCCAAGAAGGGCCGCGGCCACGUCCAGCCCAUCCGCUGCACCAACUGCGCCCGCUGCGUCCCCAAGGACAAGGCCAUCAAGAAGUUCGUCAUCAGGAACAUCGUUGAGGCCGCGGCCGUCAGGGACAUCUCGGAGGCCAGCGUCUUUGAUUCCUAUGUCUUGCCCAAGCUGUACGUGAAGCUGCACUACUGCGUCAGCUGCGCCAUCCACAGCAAAGUGGUGCGGAACCGCUCGCGGGAGGCCCGCAAGGACCGGACCCCCCCGCCCCGCUUCAGACCGGCUGGUGCUGCCCCCCGGCCCCCCCCCAAGCCCAUGUGAGGAGACUCCGGCCGAACGUGUCCCACCCGCGCACAAACUUAAUAAAGGAACCUGUACCGA
Molecule: messenger RNA, 544 nt
Organism: Aquila chrysaetos chrysaetos
Lineage: Eukaryota; Metazoa; Chordata; Aves; Accipitriformes; Accipitridae
Gene: RPS26
Product: ribosomal protein S26
Exons: 4
Coding region: 137-484 (115 amino acids)
Biological process (GO): translation
Cellular component (GO): ribosome; cytosolic small ribosomal subunit
Molecular function (GO): mRNA binding; structural constituent of ribosome
Source: RefSeq, a predicted model, not a curated record